Molecule: messenger RNA, 321 nt
Organism: Pieris macdunnoughi
Lineage: Eukaryota; Metazoa; Arthropoda; Insecta; Lepidoptera; Pieridae
Source: the annotation of a GenBank genome assembly
AUGGCGCGUAAAAAACAUAUAGACAUCACGCUUGGGUUGUACGCAAUCCUGUUUAUUCAAGCGUAUACAACUGAAGCUACUAGAAUCCCGCGUCAGUCUUGUAUAUGCACGAAAAUCUAUAAACCGAUAUGCGGGUCAGACGGAAAAACUUACGACAACGACUGCGAACUAAAAUGCUUUAAUGGUGGUAUUGAAAAAGGUCCUCUAGUAACCACAAAAUAUGACGGAGAAUGUAAAGAAGAAGAGAGCUGUGUUUGUACGAAAAUAUACCAACCUGUUUGUGGUUCAGACGAAAAACCUACAACAACGAGUGUCUUUUGA